Aspergillus vadensis CBS 113365 is the source of this 720-nucleotide messenger RNA. It is a transcript of the gene rcf1, whose product is annotated as respiratory supercomplex assembly factor RCF1. The record is from RefSeq and is a predicted model, not a curated record. The transcript is spliced from 3 exons. NCBI's taxonomy places the organism in Eukaryota, Fungi, Ascomycota, Eurotiomycetes, Eurotiales, Aspergillaceae. Gene Ontology annotation, cellular component: mitochondrion. Gene Ontology annotation, biological process: mitochondrial respirasome assembly. Bases 60 to 593 code for a protein of 177 amino acids.
CCGAGCCCCUUCGCCGAUCGCCACACUUGACAGCAGGUCACAGUAAUUAUUAUAGCAAGAUGAGCGAGCCUCUCCCGUCGUCUUUUGAAGAACAUCCUCAAUUCCAAGAGGAGACUUCGCUCCAAAAGUUCCGCAGACGUCUCAAGGAAGAGCCUCUGAUCCCGCUAGGAUGUGCCGCCACUUCCUACGCACUGUACCGGGCCUACCGGUCGAUGAAGGCCGGCGACUCCGUCGAGAUGAACAAGAUGUUCCGUGCUCGUAUCUACGCCCAGUUCUUCACCCUUAUCGCCGUGGUCGCCGGAGGAAUGUACUAUGGUAGCGAGCGGAAGCAACGGAGGGAGUUCGAGCAGAUGGUGGAGGCACGCAAGAGCCAGGAAAAGCGGGACGCUUGGCUGCGCGAGUUGGAGAUCCGUGAUAAGGAAGACAGAGGCUGGCGGGAGCGUCAUGCGGCUAUUGAAGCCGCGGCAAACGAGGCCGCAAAUGCUAAAAAGUCAUUCCCCGAGCAGGAUGCUGCCCGCUCUGCUAUUGAGCCCUCCGAACAGAAGUCGAUUGGGGUACUAAGUGCUGUGAAGGAGUUGUUGUCGAGACAGUAAGGUUGGCAAAAGGAAGUGUUGUUGAGUUUCUUACUUGAUUCUCAUAUUAGUUUGGGUAUCUAUGAUAUUGUACAUAUAUGCAUUCGAUUUUUGUCAGAAUAUCACUCUCCAUCUCUUAACCAUUGAU